UCAUCCACAGUCAUGCAUCUUUAAACACAGACAAACCUGACAAUGUGAUGGGCACAUGAUGACGAAGCAGAAUAAGGCAGAAGCAUCUCUUAUUAGGUUUUCCAUUCCACUAAAAGCCUUUUUAAAGGAAGUUUCUUGUCGGCAUCAAACGCAUCGCUUUCCUAGACAUUAGUCCCGACUCAUGACGAAGUUGGCCGGCAGGUGGCGAAGCACCCAGGUCAGAAAAUGAGCGCCGUCCUCCUCCAGCUCCUCCGUCCUUGGGAGGAGAGGGAUGCUGAUGAUGCUGAUGCUGAGAGGAAAGCAUGGACACCAGCAGGGAGUAGAGCACGCUUCCAUUACAUCUUCAUUUUUAAGCUCUUAACCAACAUGGUGGAGGACAGCAGCGGUGGAAGUCAGAAGAAGAAGAAGCGGUACUUUCAUUGAUUUUUAGACCUCAGUUUGUGGCGUAGAAACGUUUGCAUGGGAUCUUGAGAUAUUACAAAGGAGAAGGCCACAGUUCUUAUCCGACAACAUGGACUAUAAAUACACUCCAUUCUCCUUCCGCUGGGAAAUGUAGUCCGCCAGGUAGGAGCAAACAAAGUUGUUGCUAAGCGACAGUGAGGUCCCUCCGUUUUGGGCUGGCGUAUUGAUAUUAAAAUUAACUAACAGGUGAGGGUCAAACUACAGCGUUCUCGACCGGGACUAUUUUCUCUCUUAAACUUUAAUAACCCAGGACGCGCGCCUCCACCUUGCGCGUUCAGUGGACUUGUUUGUGGACCUCCAGUGGAUCCAUUUGAUUCACCUUCAGGCGCAAGCUCACUCAUCUAGUCCUCUGUUUGCCCCCCUGCCUGACCGCUGCAGGCUGCUCCCUCGCCUUCUGUAAGGUCAUCUUCUUAAUAAUGACAGAGCUUCCUCAGGCGCGCGCUAAGGGCAGACCCCCUCUGUCACACUGGCAGCGCUGUAUAAGCAGAGUGUGUGGAGGUUAUCCAGAUCAAGCCUGUGUGUACGAUGAUGGGACGUCGGUCAGAAACCAGAGCACUGCCAGGUGAACGAAGUUAGCAAGAAGAGCAACUCGCCAUGUUCACCCAGGAAGCCUGACUUUACUCUCAGUGACUGUGGUGCACGUGUAGUCAGUCAUGAGCCCUCCACGCCGAUCAUCGAGUUCCCAUGGCGACAGGACCUCCACCGAGACCCUGCAGAGAAACAACAGCAGCAACUCUGGCGUUAUUCUGGACAUCUCGUCCCUCAAGAUGGCAGAGGUGGACACAGAGGUGCCUCCUCUUCCUCCUCGCUAUCGCUUCAGGGACCUGCUGCUGGGGGACCAGACAUUUCAGAAUGAUGACAGGGUGCAGGUGGAGUUCUACGUGAACGAAAACACCUUCAAGGAGAGGCUGAAGCUUUUCUUCAUCAAAAACCAAAGGUCAAGCCUGAGAAUCCGCCUGUUCAACUUCUCGCUGAAGAUUCUCACCUGUGUCCUCUACAUCGUGAGAGUCAGCCUGGACAACCCAGAGGACUUGAACCCCAACCCGUGUGCAUUUUGUCGGACGAACAUUUGUACAAAUGCAACAGACUCAGACAGAAUCAACUGGGACUUGAUUUUCUGUGUUAACAGACGGGUCCCUGUAUGGGCAAUCCAGGUGUCAGUGGCCUUAAUCAGUUUUUUGGAGACCAUGCUGAUCACAUAUCUCAGCUACAAGGGGAACAUUUGGGAGCAGAUAUUCCAGAUAUCCUUCAUAUUGGAGAUGAUCAAUACAGUGCCAUUUAUAAUCACAAUCUUCUGGCCUCCGCUGAGAAACAUAUUCGUCCCGGUGUUUCUCAACUGCUGGCUAGCCAAAGGUGCCCUGGAGAACAUGAUAAAUGACUUCCAUCGUGCCAUCCAGAGGACCCACUCUGCCAUGUUCAACCAGGUGUUCAUCCUCAUCUGCACCUUACUGUGUCUGGUCUUCACGGGAGCUUGUGGGAUCCAGCAUCUAGAGCGAGCGGGGAAGCACCUGACUCUGUUUGACUCGUUCUACUUCUGCAUCGUCACCUUCUCCACCGUGGGCUACGGGGAUGUAACACCACAAAUCUGGCCCUCCCAGCUGCUGGUGGUCAUACUCAUCUGUGUCGCCCUGGUCGUGCUCCCACUGCAGUUUGAAGAACUAGCAUACCUGUGGAUGGAGAGCCAGAAGUUAGGAGGGAAUUACAGCCGGCACCGGGCACAGACGGAGAAACACGUGGUGUUAUGUGUCAGCUCGCUUAAGAUUGAUCUGCUGAUGGAUUUCCUCAACGAGUUCUACGCUCAUCCCAGACUACAGGACUACUAUGUGGUGAUCCUGUGUCCAUUAGAGAUGGACCUCCAGGUUCGCCGUAUUCUUCAGAUCCCUCUGUGGUCCCAGAGGGUGAUCUACCUUCAAGGAUCGGCCCUCAAAGACCAGGACCUUAUGAGGGCCAAGAUGGACGACGCUGAGGCCUGCUUCAUCCUCAGUAGCAGGAACGAGGUCGACCGUACCGCUGCUGAUCACCAGACUAUUUUAAGGGCCUGGGCUGCUAAAGACUUUGCUCCUAACUGCCCCCUAUACGUCCAGAUUCUCAAACCAGAAAACAAAUUCCAUGUUAAGUUUGCAGAUCAUGUUGUAUGUGAAGAGGAGUUCAAGUACGCCAUGUUGGCGCUGAACUGUGUCUGUCCGGCCACGUCUACCUUAGUCACACUGCUGGUUCACACCUCCAGAGGACAGGAGGGGCAGUUAUCACCGGAGCAGUGGCAGAGGACUUAUGGACGCUGCUCUGGAAACGAGGUCUACCACAUCCGCUUGUGUGACAGCAAAUUUUUUGGAGAGUACGACGGAAAGAGCUUCACCUACGCCUCCUUCCAUGCCCAUAAGAAGUACGGUGUGUGUUUGAUCGGCGUGAAGAGAGAAGACAACAAGAGCAUUCUGCUGAACCCCGGCCCGCGACACAUCAUGGCUCCCACCGACACAUGCUACUACAUCAACAUCACCAAGGAGGAGAACUCGGCCUUCAUCUUCAAACAGGAGGAGAAACACAACAAAGGUCUGCCCGUCACUGGACUCUACGACGCCCCCUCCAGGCUGCCUGUGCACAGCAUCAUCGCCAGCAUGGUUGAUCAGGCCACUUCAUAUGGCACCGUAGCCAUCGAUCUCCAGAACCCCGAUCCGCCCGAGGAGACCAGCAAACUGACCUUGCCGACGGAGAACGGCGCCGGCAGCCGCAGACCGAGCAUUGCACCUGUUCUGGAGAUCGCAGACUCCUCUGCCAUUCUGCCCUGCGACCUCCUCAGCGACCAAUCAGAGGAUGAGACCAACCAAUCAGACGAGGAGGGCUCAGUGGGGUCAGAUUUUGUGAAGGGCUACCCUCCCAAUUCGCCCUACAUCGGCAGCUCUCCAACUCUGUGCCACCUCCUCCCACAGAAAGCUCCGUUCUGCUGCCUCCGCCUCGACAAGGGGUGCACUCACAACAGCUUUGAGGAUGCUAAGGCGUACGGCUUCAAGAAUAAGCUCAUCAUAGUGUCAGCAGAGACGGCUGGAAACGGUCUGUACAACUUCAUCGUUCCUCUGCGUGCUUACUAUCGGUGCAGGAAGGAGCUGAACCCCAUAGUGCUGCUGCUGGACUACCCGCCAGACAACCACUUCUUAGAGGCCAUUUGCUGCUUUCCAAUGGUUUACUUCAUGGCCGGCACGAUCGAUAAUUUGGACAACCUGCUUCAGUGUGGCAUCAUCUACGCUGACAACCUGGUGGUCGUGGAUAAGGAGAGCACCAUGAGCGCUGAGGAGGACUACAUGGCCGACGCCAAGACCAUCGUCAACGUUCAAACCAUGUUCAGGUUGUUCCCCAGUCUCAGCAUCAUCACUGAGCUCACACACCCAUCCAACAUGAGGUUCAUGCAGUUCAGAGCCAAGGACUGCUACUCACUCGCUCUGUCCAAACUGGAGAAGAUAGAGCGAGAUAAGGGCUCCAACUUGGCCUUCAUGUUCCGGCUGCCAUUUGCCGCAGGCAGGGUGUUCAGUAUCAGCAUGUUGGAUACACUGCUCUACCAGUCCUUCGUCAAAGACUACAUGAUCGCCAUCAUACGGCUUCUGCUCGGUCUGGAUACCACGCCGGGCUCUGGGUACCUGGGGGCUAUGAAGAUCACAGAGGAGGACCUGUGGAUCCGGACUUACGGCAGACUCUUCCAGAAGCUUUGUUCGUCCAGCGCUGAGAUCCCCAUUGGGAUCUAUCGCACUGAGUCGCACAUGUUCUCCACCUCAGAGGGCAAGGACAGUCACGCACAGUCUCAGGUGUCCAUAAACGUGGAGCAGGGGGCAGAGCACUCCGAGCGCAGAGACACCUGGAAGGAAAAGACGGCUCACAGAAACUCCACCACGAGCGACCAAUCGGAGCACCCGCUGCUGAGAAAGAAGAGCAUGCAGUGGGCACGGCGGCUGAGCAGGAAGAGCGCCAAACCGUCUAGCAGGGCGGAGAGAAUCUCGCAGCAGAGACUCAACCUUUACCGACGCUCGGAGCGGCAGGAGCUGUCCGAGCUGGUCAAGAACCGCAUGAAGCACCUGGGCCUGCCCACUGUGGGAUACGAUGAGAUGAACGACCACCAGAACACGCUGUCCUACGUCCUCAUCAACCCUCCUCCUGACACCAUGCUGGAGCUCAACGACAUAGUGUACUUAAUCCGGUCAGACCCGCUGGCACACAUGCCAGAGGACUCCCAGGUGGGACAGGCCCGCGGCACCAAGAACCAGCAGGACUUUGGCACAGAGACGAGGGACGAGACUCACCUCUGAGAGCCCCUCAGUCCUCCACACCCCGACCCUUAACCUCUGAGCCCCACCUGGGCCGACAGAGAUGGAGGCUGGCUUUGAACAGUGGUCCAUCGUGAAUGUGCAUUACGUGUCUCUCAGCCUCAGAACAGAAAUAAUCAACGUGUGAAAAGACGGCCACGAGAGAGCUGCUGUUUCCACUGAGCUGCUACAGGAGGAUGCAUGAAGAGUGCCUCGUAAUCCAACCCGACUUCCCCCAACGCACCUGCUGUACUAACACACAUCACCCUCUAAGGUUUGGUCAGUGUCGUGUUAGUCUCUGGAUAGUCUGAGGAGGUUUUUGCGCACAUACUGUACAGGAUAUCAAACCAUGAUCUCACACAGGGGUGAAGUUGCCCUCCUGCCACGACUCUGACUCCCUCUUGUCUUCUUCCUUCCUAAACUCAGAAAGAACUGAAUCUCGGGGCAACUCCACCCUCCCCUCCAUCUUAACAGUCAUGUUUUCUACAAAAGAAGGCGACAAAUUUCUAUUUCUUCAAACAUUUUAUGGUUAAAUUACUCUACAUGUGCACUUUUCUUAAUUUAUUACUAUAUAUCUGUUUGUUUCUGUCUCUUUCUAAAUCAGACAAGUUUCCAUUUUCUUUAUGAGCACAAACUUUUUUACGACAAACUGUCAUCUGUGAAUAGACACACUGUAGUGGCACUUUUAUCCGCCAUAUUAGAAACGUUAGCAUUUCUCUCUUUGUGUUGUUUUGGACGUUGAUUUUGUUAAGUAAUUUGUUAAACGGUGAAUAUUUAUUACUUACUUUGCUGCUCUAAGUGUCCAAAAUCACAUUUAUUUGUUUCCUCUUUUUGCUUUGUAAAUAUUUUAUAAUAAUUUAAAAUAAUUUGUAAGUUAUGUGCCAAAAUUCACCCUUUCUGUGAGAUCUUUUUUAUUUUUAGUUAGAGCCUGAUUGAUAAAUGAGCCCAUCAGAGAUGAGUCAGCCAAAGCCAACGACUUUUCAGAGAAUGAAGGCUAAAUGAAAACGAGAUGAAGUGAUCGUGGUGGUCUAAAUUUAUUUAACGUGCAUACUUCAAGUUUACCCAAAAUGUUCUUAUUACUGUUUGAUGCGUAUUAAAAAAAAAAACAAGUCUUAUUUUUCUAAACUGUAUGUUUUUGCUUAGAAGAAGAUAGAAAAUAUAUUGUUAUAUUUUAAUUUAACAUGUUUUAAUCCUAGUCUGUGUAAAGCAUGGACGUAGUCUCUGUGACAGUACCCAUUGGUUUAAGCUGACUGAACCGCGAUUUGAGGAGCCUGGAAACAGGCAGAGGUGGGGCUUAGACUGCGGCAACGCACCCACCUGUCAGUCAACUAAGCCACGCCCCUAAUUAAGCAAAUUAAUAAUGAUGUAUAGCUUUUAUAUAACCUUAACAGAUUAAAAAACUCACCCGUACAGUUUGAGUAAUUUAAUGAACGGACACUCGAGAAGUUGCAGUUUCACAUCGGCUUCACUUUUCAACGUCGGAGGAUUCCUCAUAGUUUGUUACUUUUUAAGUUGCUUAACAUCUCCCUCAAACUUGUAUUAACCACCUCACUCUAUAAUAAGACGGUUUAGAGGUUUGAAACUUUACAGUGAUGACUGAGAGGUAUGACACCACUCUCACAUCUGUGUGAGUUACAUGAAGCUCGUGCCGGUCGUGCCGUGUAAAAGUCCAGACAGUGGAAGCAGGGGGACACGAAGCAGCACCACUUUUAUUUUCUUUCUUUCUUUGUUCUGCACAAAAAUGUUUAACUUCAACUUCAGCCUUUAAACAUGCGCUCUGGUAUGGUUAAACUAGCUGUAAGGCUCUAUUGUACGACUCGAGUCCAAAACUCUGACUUGAGUCCAGAUUUUCAGGACUUGUGACUCGACUUGGACUUGAGCACUGAUGACUCAGACCAGGGGCGUCGCCAGGAAUUCUGGGCCCCCUGAAAAGAUAUCUCAGUGGGCCCCAUCACCAACCCUACAAAAUAUAACAUUACUGCUAUUAUACUGGUUUAUUUGCAACAAAAAUAUGCUUAAAACUAUCCUGGUGAACUUACUCAAAUCUAAGCUACACAUCAAUAUAUAUAUAUUUUAAUUUCUUCAAAUGUAACUGCACAAUAUUGACCUUCAGACUGUCCAACAAGAUUAUUUGAAGCCAAGUGAUUUGUUGAAUAACAACACAGGGGCAUUAUUUGGUGUAAUCUAACCUCAUGAAGUAAAAUAAAACUCUAAAAACCUACAGUUUACUUUCAAUCAGAUUUAGCCACACUCGAUGCUAUGAAAUUAUGACAAUUCCCACUUUAGGCAUGAGACGCACAUCUCACAGAGCUGAUAAAACCAGUCGACAGGAAGAGACUCCCCUUUUUUCCAGAAAGGAAUUCUGAAUUUUUGUUAUUUAUUCAGACAAUUUUAGUUAUUUUAUUGCAGUUAUAACAAAACAAAAGAAAAUCGUUGUAUAAAACACAUUUUAUUUCAGGCCCAUUAAGGGCCCCCCUCCCCACUUGGGCCCUAGGUAGUCAGUCUCACUUUUCCCCCCUGACUCAGACUAAGACUGGAGAAUUGACUGCAUGUGAACUCUGAAGAUGCAGAUGAGGACUCAGACUUAUUUAUUAAUAAAUACAGUUUGAUUGUUUUUGUUAGUUUCUUGCAAAGAGAGAUUGGACUCAGAUUUUAGUUGCACAUACAAUAAAACAAAACAAAACAUUGCUGCUCAAUAACAAGAGCCAAGAUAUAACAGUUAAAUUCAACAAUAAAACCAUCCACUAACUUUAGUGACAACGAAUAUGCAGGAGGAGCCAGAAACCCUGACAGGCUUGUCGAGUGGCCCUCAUGAUAAAAACAUUCAACAAUAAGACAAAAUAUUCAGGGAGUUGGGACUCAACUUGGAGUCUUCUUUGAGGACUCAGACUCACACUAAACACUAAAGACUCAAGACUCGACUCAGACUCAGGGUUUUGUGACUUGAAAGCAGCACGGUUAUAAGGAAGGUGAAUUCUGUGGCAGCCCAGACCAGCUUUCCCCCUGCUUCUGAUGUUUAGGCUAAAAUAACUGUGGUGUGAUAACAGACAGAUGUGAGAAUGGUUUCAAUCUAACUUCAGUCAGGAGAGAUAAUGAGUGUGUUUUCCAAAUAGUUGAACUGCUUCUUUAAAGAGUCCUGAUCAGAAGUGACCUUGUUGAUUUAUUUUUCUGAAGUGUCAUCCCCAGUGUUGGUUGAUUUUGUUUCCUUUUGUGAACUUAAGUUGGUGUUUAAAACCCCCUCAUUGUGAUCCUCCAGUUUAAUAACUCCUGACAAAGUGUCCAUGCAGCCGGUAGCUGAAUUGUUUUGCACGGACAGCGACAGAAAAAGUUUAAUCCCAGAUCUACUCGAGCUGAAAAUGAAGUGCUCUCCUCUUGUGCUCCUGCAGGCCUUACUCUGUGUACAAGGCAGUGUCAGUAUGCAGCACUUCAUCCUGAUUUAUCAUUCCUCUGCUCUGUUCUUGUUCACUGUAAAUAUGAACUUUAUACAUCAAUGUCUGCCACCUUUCGUUGUUUUAAGUUGGUCUCUGUGUGAUAAAAGUGAAAGAGGACUUGAACUAUUUUUGCACUAAGCUCUGUGGGGAUGUCAGGAGCAGAACAGCAUGACCCUUUAACCUGAAUCUGUGCAACACAGUGGACAGUAUUCAAACAUUCAAACGUGCAGUAUCAUGUCAUGCCUUUUGUUGUUUUGGUUUCCCUGGUAGGCGUCUGAAAAGCUGAUUUGGGUAAGCUAACAAUAUAUGAAGUGAAUGAUGAAGUAUUCUCAGAUGGAAGGAUCUCUCUCAGAGAUCUGCUCUUUAGUUUGUUUUUGAAGAAUCAGCAUUAAGCUUUCUUUGUGUUAAACAGUGUUUGUGUUUUGCAGCGUACGACUGAGAUGUACUGUUGCUCUUUGCUCAGCAGCCCCUCAGAAGUGUCAGUUUACAGGGCAGGAGAGCUGAGGAGUGAGAGACCACGACGAAUGAUGUAAUCAAUGUUGGGAUUCACUCAUGAUCAUCGUCCUCGGUCCUCACGUGUGACAAAUCGAAACACUCCACAAAGAUUUCACGUCAGACCUCCUCCUGUCCAUACUUACAGAAACACACGGGGCAUGUAAACUCUAUCAGCAUGUUUUGAUAUUCAAGCUUGCCAAGAACGAUAAUUUUUGUACAUUUAGCAGGACAUUACGUGUGAUGUCCCACAACUAGAAAACCCAUAACUAAUCAACUGCUUGCAAGUUGGAGCCAUUAUUUGAUACUGUGUAUUUCUAUGAAUGGAGCAUGCAUGUUGUCUAGGUGUUAACCAAAAGCAGACGUAUCAUCUUUACCUCCACUUUCUGUUUUGAAGUCAUCGUCAAAAAGGGGUUGAUCCAUUUUGUACUAUUUCUUAUGAGAAGCGAGUGUACUUGGACAUUUAAAAUACGAACAAAUAAAUGCUGCAUGCAGCCAGAGAAACUCAACGACAGGACAUUUUUAUUUCCUCACUGACAACUCAAUAAAAACGAAGAAUCACA
Notolabrus celidotus (New Zealand spotty) is the source of this 9237-nucleotide messenger RNA. RefSeq names its product potassium channel subfamily T member 1. Gene Ontology annotation, cellular component: membrane. Gene Ontology annotation, biological process: potassium ion transport. The transcript has 33 exons. Gene Ontology annotation, molecular function: intracellular sodium-activated potassium channel activity. The coding region runs from base 1116 to 4754 and encodes 1212 amino acids. Lineage: Eukaryota; Metazoa; Chordata; Actinopteri; Labriformes; Labridae. The record is from RefSeq and is a predicted model, not a curated record.